AUGGACGAACAUUUAGAAGAGGAUGACAGGACAGCCCUGGCGGCUCUAACUGACGCGCCACCGCAUAGGAAGGUGAAUUCAUAUAGCCAGCAGUUGAGAACCGAAUCAGGCACCAGCUAUAAGCGCCAACAGUUACGCAAACACAGCCUUGACGAAACUGAAAUUUUGAGCAGCCAACCCAGCAAUGUUUAUUCUUCUGAUGAAGAAGACCUUUAUCCAUAUUAUACUACUACUAGCAUUAACAUCACCGCCAGUGGUGGUGGUGUCGGCGGAAUGGGAAUUGCGAGCGGAUCGAUGAGCGAUCACCAUGAGGAUUACCACCUUAAUUUGAGCCAGAAAAUUAAUGGUUUGGGAUUGGGUGAUGGUGGUACAUUGGAUGAAUCUCAGGGUCUGCCUCAGCUGCCAUUGCCGGAGGUUAUGGGGGCUGGUGGUGGAGUUGGGAUAUUUAAGGUGCCCACCAGGGNUAUGGGGGCUGGUGGUGGAGUUGGGAUAUUUAAGGUACCCACCAGGGCGGCGGUGCACCCUGCGCGGCCGUCGUGUCUUGAGCUCAGGCCUCACCCUCUAAAAGAAACACAGGGAGGAAAGUUUUUGAGGACAAUAGUUUGUACUGAAACGCAAUUGUGGGCAGGACAAGAAUCCGGAGUUAGAGUGUGGAAUUUAUCAGAUGCAUACUUACCUGGGAUGGGGGAAGGGGGAAGGGCUCGGAGAGGGGACGAGGAUGCUGCUCCAUUUUACGAAGCAGUUAAUACAUCACCAACUAUAUGUAUGAAGGUCGAUCUUGGGAGCAAGUUAAUUUGGAGCGCUCACAAGGAUGGUAAGAUAAGGUCCUGGAAAAUGGACCAAACAUAUUCGACUGAUACUCCUUUCAAGGAAGGCCUCUCUUGGCAGGCACAUCGAGGUCCAGUGCUUUCCUUGGCAAUUUCUUCUUAUGGUAACUCCUUUUUACCUCGGCGUGAUCUAUGGACAGGUUCCGAGGGUGGAUUUAUAAAGGUCUGGCCGUGGGAAUCUAUCGAAAAAUCUCUAUCGCUGUCAGCAGCGGAAAGACGCAUGGCUGCUUUAUUGGUAGAACGGUCGUCUAUUGACCUCAGAAGCCAAGUUACUGUUAAUGGUGUUUGUAAUAUUUCAUCUUCGGAUGUUAAGCGUCUCUUGUCUGAUAAUGUCAGAGCCAAAAUUUGGGCAGCUGGAUCUUUAUCCUUCUCGUUGUGGGAUGCCCGUACAAGGGAACUUCUGAAAGUAUUUAAUAUAGAUGGACAGAUUGAGAACCGUGUUGACAUGUCAUCAGUUCAAGAACUAGCAGUUGAAGAUGAGAUGAAUGUUAAGUUUGUUGCCAAAUCUAAAAAGGAGAAAUCCCAAAAUAGUUUUCUGCAGAGGUCACGAAAUGCUAUAAUGGGUGCUGCAGAUGCUGUCCGUCGAGUUGCAACAAGGGGCGCGGGGGCUUUCGUGGAAGAUACUAAAAGAACAGAAGCAUUAAUGCUUGCUGAAGAUGGAAUGAUUUGGAGUGGAUGCUCGAAUGGACUUUUAGUCCAAUGGGAUGGAAACGGAAAUCGCUUGCGAGAUAUGAAUCGUCUUUCCAAUAGUGUUCUAUGCUUUUGCACUUAUGGUUCAAGAAUAUGGGUUGGCUAUGCAAGUGGCAUGGUUCAAGUGUUGGAUCUUGAAGGAAAUUUAAUUGCCGGUUGGGUUGCUCACAAUGGACCUGUUGUAAAAUUAGUAAUUGGAAAUGGUUACAUUUUCAGCUUGGCAUCUCAUGGCGGUAUACGUGGUUGGAACAUCUCUUCUCCCGGACCUAUUGAUAGCAUUUUAGGGCCCGCUUUAGCCGAGAGAAAAGACACGUACAUGAGAUUUAAGAACAUCAAAAUUUUGGUAGGCACAUGGAAUGUUGGUCAAGGAAGAGCCACUCAUGAUGCUCUUAUGUCAUGGUUAGGUUCUGCCGUAAAAGAUGUUGACAUUGUUGUUGUUGGGUUACAAGAAGUGGAAAUGGGUGCAGGCUUCCUUGCAAUGUCUGCAGCAAAAGAAACUGUAGGACUUGAAGGAAGUUCUAUCGGGCAAUGGUGGCAGGACCAUAUUGGCAAGGCUUUGGGUGAAGGGUCAACUUUUGAGCGCACAGGGUCCAGGCAACUCGCUGCCUUACUCAUAGCUAUCUGGGUGAGAAAGACUCUUAGAACACACGUAGGGGACCUGGAUGUUGGAGCAGUUGCAUGUGGUUUAGGGCGUGCAAUUGGUAAUAAGGGUGGUGUAGGUUUGAGGUUGAGAGUAUAUGAUCGAAUAAUGUGUUUUGUAAAUUGCCACUUUGCUGCACAUUUGGAAGCUGUUAAUCGCAGGAAUGCUGAUUUCAAUCAUAUAUUUCGAACAAUGACUUUCACUCGCUCGACUAACCUCCUUCAAAAUGCUGCUGGUAUGCUGCCAUACCUGUUCUUCUCUUGCUCUCUUGUCCUCUCCACAUAUUUAUUCUGGCUACUUUAUUCUUCUGGCUUCCCAUGGAUCCUCUCUAUUGCAGCUGGCGUCUCGACUUCUUCACAGAUGCUUCGUGGUACAAAUGCUGUUCCUAUUAAACCUGAUGAAGGGAAGCCUGAUCUUGCUGAAGCUGAUCUGGUCAUCUUCACUGGUGAUUUCAAUUAUCGACUUUUUGGCAUAACUUAUGAUGAAGCAAGGGAUUUUGUUUCCCAACGAUGCUUUGAUUGGCUUCGAGAGAAAGAUCAGCUGAGGGCAGAAAUGAAAGCUGGUAAAGUUUUCCAAGGAAUGCGAGAGGCACUCAUCAGAUUUCCUCCAACAUACAAGUUUGAAAAAGGAAAACCAGGUUUAGGAGGCUAUGAUUCGGGUGAGAAGAAACGAAUUCCUGCUUGGUGUGAUAGAGUACUAUAUCGAGAUAAUCGGGGAACUCAAACAGAAGGAUGCAGCGUAGAGUGCCCUGUAGUUGCUUCCGUAGUACAAUACGAGGGUCGCAUGGAUGUGACUGAAAGUGAUCAUAAACCCGUACGCUGCAAGUUAAAUGUGGACAUUGCCCACGUUGACAGAUCAGUCAGGAGACAAGAGUUUGGGAAAAUACUCAAGUCCAAUGACGAAAUCAGGGCUUUCCUUGAAGCACUAUGCUUCGUGCCAGAAACAACUAUUAAUACAGAUCAAAUAGUGCUCCAGAACCAAGACAAUUACAGUUUGAAGAUCACCAACAAAAGUGGAGAAGACAAGGCUUUUUUCCAUAUCAUGUGUGAAGGUCAGUCCACCAUAAAAGACACACUAGCAUCUGAUUAUUGCCCCAGAGGUUCACUCGGUUUCCCACGUUGGCUCGAGGUCAAACCUGCAGCUGGCAUGAUAAUACCUGAUGAAGUUGCUGAGAUAUCUAUACGUCACGAAGAGUUCCAUAAACUGGACGAUCUUGUUGAUGGGAUUCCACAAAGCUGGUGGUCCGAAGACGCCAGAGAUAAGGAAGUGAUUUUGCUCGUGAUUGUAAAGGGCGGUUGCUCCACCAAAACAAAAACUCAUCGAGUAUGCGUUCGGCAUCGCCUCAGCUCGCAUUGA
Molecule: messenger RNA, 3513 nt
Organism: Fraxinus pennsylvanica
Lineage: Eukaryota; Viridiplantae; Streptophyta; Magnoliopsida; Lamiales; Oleaceae
Source: the annotation of a GenBank genome assembly